Messenger RNA from Acaromyces ingoldii, 4577 nucleotides. RefSeq lists its product as hypothetical. The transcript has a single exon. The record is from RefSeq and is a predicted model, not a curated record. Bases 306 to 4397 code for a protein of 1363 amino acids. Lineage: Eukaryota; Fungi; Basidiomycota; Exobasidiomycetes; Exobasidiales; Cryptobasidiaceae.
UGACAGACUAGAGGACAGAGGGAAGAAGGAGACUUGCACGGGAAAGGAGGCUUUGCAACUGUUCCUGGGCAUAUCGCAAGCUCCGCCGCUAUCCUAUCUGGCUGAUACGAAGAGGUGAGUGGUUGUCACGUAGAGGAGAUGGGCCUCCGCGCGCUGGAAGGUCAGCCGCCCGCCGCUUUCGCCCUCCCUCAAACACCAGACCCCUCCUCUCCUUUCCCAUCUCCCCUUACGUCGGUCCCUUCAUUCUCCUCACAUCCGCGCUGCGUCACUGCCGGUCUUCCUCUCGCCGCAUCUCCCUGCUGAUCAUGGACUAUCUUCGCAGCCGAAAGGAGUCCGCGCCCAGCUUGUCGACAAAGGCUAGUGUGGGCCGUUGCUGUCGCACAAGGCAUCCUUCCCAGCAGCUGGCAACCAGAGGCAUCAACGGUCUAGCGGAAGUCAAGGUACCGACGGAUGAGGUGAUCCACGUCAGCAAGGUCCCUUGCCACCACCACCACACCACCGACUUUGAAACGCCCCAUCGCGGCGCCGUUCCCCAGCGAACGACGGACACCAGCUCAACCACGCCUAUUGCAGCUGCUGUCACUUCUCCCUCCUCCCCCCGUCCUAGGCCCCCGCUCGGCCACCCACACGCAACGCGCACGAGGUGUCUGAGUGCCACCGAGGAGAAGCCAAACGCAUCCCGCUGGUUUCUUGACAAGCUUCUGAGACUCCAACCGAAAAGCAGCAGCAGGCUGCAGCAGCCCUCGUUCGACGUCAAGCGACAGCGGAUCUCCUCGGCGUCCUAUUCGACAAAGGCAAGCACAGCAGUGACGGACGACGCGCGCUGCGAAGAGGCAUCUCCUCCUGACUCUGCAACGUUCCAUCCGAUGGCCACCAUGUCGCACCAGCAGGCCGAGGCCAGCAGCAGCAGAAUAGAGGCCCAGCUUGACUUUGACGGCGAACGUGUCCAGGACGGUAGCGGCGGCGGCGGCGGCGGCGGCAGCAGUGGGCCAGAAACCUGGAGAAACAGUGCAGUGUCAGACGCUGGCAUGGGGUGGGCCUUCUCUACCAUGGAGGACGCGCCUCAUAACCAGCAGCAGCAGCAACAACAACAACAAAUACAAAUACAACAACAACGACAACAACAACAACAAGGGCAUGAAGAAUUGCAGGAACACCACGAACCGCAGCAGCAACAGGAGCGCAUCACCUACCAACGAGCGUACCCAGUACCCGAUGUAUCUUUAAGGGCCUCUACGGCGAGCGAUGCCGCCCAAACACCGUCGUCCGCCCAGGAUCCGGCCUCGAGGUCUCCCAACGAUAUGCAGCAAUCUGAUGCGAUGCUGUCGCCAAGACCACAGACAACUGCGAUACCUGGCGAGGCGCGACGCCGCCGAAAGGAUUCGCAGGUUCGAGGUACAGGAGCCUCGAACAGGAGCCUCAUGCCGUCGCAGAGGCGCAUUUACGGUCUCGAUCGCGACCUCGCUGGUCCCUCUGCUGAUUCCGCCCACCUGCCCCCGUCUUCGGGUGGGAUAAGGUACAACACCAGCAGCAGCAGCCGCAGGCCUUUUGGGGCCUCCUCGUCAGGUGCAGAAAUUGAGCCCUCGAGGGUCUCAACCUCCUCAUCCGACGAUGGCACCUCCUGGCAUCGUGCCGUCAACAAUGGCCAAGCUCGCACACCCAUGUCGCUCCUUCCCACUCUGGUCACAACGCCCACCACGGAUGGCUCUCCUGCCCCGUCGAUCACUUUGCCCUUUGACGUGGGCGUCGAUGCCCCUGGCGCGUCAACGCUGCCCCCUUCGCCCAUCUCGCCCGACGAAGGGCCCAAGUUCAGUGUCGAGGUGGUCGCGCCCGCUUUUGAUAGACGAGGCUAUCCCGUCUUCACGGGGAGGGGCGCGAGGAUCUCGGGCAUGGUCCGGAUCAAGGCCGUGGAACAGUGUCAACUGUCGAUCAAAUUGGCUGCCUAUGUCAGCCAGGGCUCGCCAGCGGCCGUAUGGAACGGCGUGGCGCUGAUGCCGCCGGAACUAGGGGCCGAGCGAAACGUCUUUGAGAUUCAAGAACGACUUAUACCCGACUACUCCAAGGCCCAGCUCUCCCCCGCUAGAUCUUCCGUUCCCACGCCAGAGGAUGACGACUACAUCGUGCCCGUGCCCUUUGAAAUCAACCUACCACUCGGCAUGGCGACAAAGUUUGUCGAUGGCGAGAUGCAAAACGUGCCCGUAGCUCUGCCUCCCUCCUUUGAGAUCUCGUCCGAGAGCGAUGCGAGAGAGAAAGACGCGAAUCGGGCCAUGUCAUCAUCGGGUUCCAUGCCCAGGUCAAGUGCGUCAAGCAUUAGGAGCAAGAGCUCAAGGAUGACGAUGAGCAACACCAUGCAGAGCGUCAGCAACAAGGUCCGAGGCGUAGUCGAGCGAGGCUUUGCAGAAGUCUUUCGCAUCGGCUGCUUCUACACGUUGACCUUCUCCAUCCUCCGGCCCGACGACGCGUCCUCGAAUGGCAAGAAAAAGAAGACGAAGAAGGCGUCGUCGAAGAAGUCGACGUCGCAAAACGACUCGAUUACGAUCCCCUUUAUCUUCCUUGGCGAGCCCACUAUGCUGCCGCCUCCGCCUCCAUCGAUCCCCAUGUCGAUGGUGGCGUCUGUGCUGUUGCAGCCCGAAGCUCUGCUAGGGGACCAGUGGAUGUGCGAACGCAGCCAGACAAAGUGGACCGGCAGUAUGUUUAGGUCGUCGAAGCGGACCGUGGAGUUGGAGCUGCACAUGCCCCAGCCGGCCACAUUGCAUGCGCCUGGCGUCUUUCCCUUUCUCAUCGUUAUUCGGCCUACGGACCCAUAUCUGUUGUCUGCGGUCGAAGGCCCGCUCAAUCCCGUAAUGGGGAGGCAAACGGUGGGCGCAUCUUCGUCAUCAUCCUCUCAGGCUCCCGACUCGCCCCGUUCACUUCGAGGCGGCAGCCACCAGUUCUCCUCGAGCAGCGGCAUCUCUCCCUCACCCUCUUUUGGUCAUAGCCCACAAUCGUCCAUGUCCAUGUCGACGACUGCUCGUAUUGGGCCUUCGAAUCUUGGCAUUUCCCAGGAUCACUCGACGUCGGAAGAAGCUCAAGAGAUGAUGAGGUCCACAGACUCGCCGCCGUCGACUGCCGAUGGGGCCGAAGACAGCGAUGGGAUCCUCUCUCGCUUCAUGCGCUCUUCCCUGACCCUGGCCAGGAUCCCUUCAAAGUCAACGUUGCCCUCUUCUGGGAGCUCGACCAAUUUGGCAGCGACAAGUGCCGACACGGCGCAGUCGCGGCCCUCUACGGUCACAGCGCGAAGGUCGAGAACGAGCCUGGCGAGCGCGUUUCGGCGGAGGCCUAAUACGGCGCCUACCACUUCGUCGGACUCGCGCUCUCCACCGGGCACUGUUACUUACCGAGCCGGUAUGCCGCACAAUUUGGCAAGUCUCGUGCGCGUCUCGUUGAUCCAGUCGACGCACUGCGUGUCGAGCGGUCCUUCAGAGACGCCAAAGCGAAGACGGAAGCUCAUCUCCAUGGCCGAUGUCGAGGAGGUGGACGUAGCAACUGUCUUCACGGGAGGUAGUCACAGCGAGGCUGCUGCGCUCGGUCGAGGUGAUGUAGCCAGUGACGAGGCGACGCAAGCUGUGGUUAGCCAUGUCAAGUCGCACGGCAUUCGAGUGCUCCGAGGCUUGAUUCGGGUCAGUCGAGAUACGACGCCCAGCUUUCGGUGCCAGGGCAUUGAGGUCAAAUACGCCGUCAAAAUUGACCUUUUGGCUUUUUCUCCGGAGCAACUCAAGCAGCAGAAGAGGCCGACCAGCGGCGGCAGCUCGAGUGUCGGCAGUGGAGGCUCUUCGACCUUGAUGGGAGAUGCAUUCCGUGGCACCUUUGGCACGGCCAGCCGUAACAGCCUUUCGUCCACGCUGGGAAGAAGCAGCAGGGCGGCUUCUCAGCAUCAUCAGCAGCAGCUUCCUCACUCCGAAUCUGCUCUUCAACAGCAAGGAAAUGGGCUCAAUGUCGGCGCCGAGUCACCCUUGGUCCUUCCAAGGCCAAUGGGCAUGCCACAGCCUCAUCAGCAACGGACUUCGUCUAGUUCGAAUGACGUCUCCUUUUCCCCACCAAUGCCCCCGAUUCCGCCAGAGCACCAGCAGCACGUACAGUCGCCUUCCCAUCAGCAUCGGUCUCAGAUGCCGAGCUUGAGCUCUGCGACGUCAACGAUUCGUGGUCCGCAGCGAGAGAAUGGCAGCUAUGCACCGACCGAAAUUGGUGGUCUUGAUGCCGCCGGCCGAAUGAUGGGGCCCAAUACCUUCUUUAAGGCCACAACGGGCGUAGAAGGCGGAACGACGGUCUUUGGAGGAGACGGCAAGGAAGUCCGGCUCGACAAAGGCAUUGGAGCUUUGUGGGCUGACGUUCGUGUCGUCCGUGCUGCGUUUGCGUAAGCGAGAGAAAUACUUGUCAUCGACCUUCAACACCCGCCCAUACCAACUGAAGACGGUCCCAAAGAGGGUCCGUCUUUAAUUUAUUCACAGUCUUCUCUCUCUCCUCCCCCUCCCCUUUUAUCUCUCCCUUGUCUCAAGAGAAUGCAAUCACUAUCCAAGUCUUUGUUCUAUGAUGAUUAA